GAAGCCCAUGGGCGGUGGUGUUUAAUACCCCGGCGUUAAACUCGGCCAUCACGCCGGUGGACCUGAAGACCAUUACCACUGCUCUUAGAGCCAAAAUAAAGUGCCGAGCGACAAUCCAGAGAAAGAAUUUUGUUUUUUUUUUGCUCGUCAAAGUAGAACGAGAGAUCAAAAGACGAAAACUCCGAAUAACCAGAAAGUUUCCGGAGCUCCUUCAAUCAUUGUCGUCAAUUGAAACCGGAACCGCGGGGUUAGAUGUCCUUUCCAUCGAUCUCCGGUGUGUGAGUGGAGAUCAAGAUGAUGUCAAGAUCAAUGCUGCUUGUAUUUUUGUUAAUGGUACUCAUAAUCACAUCUCAGUUUGAAUGGAAACAGCAACUAGUGAGUGAUGGUGAACAGAGUGCUAGCAUAUCUCAAAAGCAAAAACAGAUUUCUCAGAGAGAAGAAGUUGUAAAAGAAAAGGUUAUAUUGUCACAGGAAAAGAACAUUCAGAGACUAAAUGAAGUUGUGCGAAGUCUAAGAGAACAAUUGCAGCAGUGCAAGGGCAACAAUGAGUCGGUGAAUGGUGGUGCUCUUAGCUCGCUGACAGAGAACAUCAUCGAACUUGAACAACAGCAAAUUCUGAUGGACUAGACGGAUGGCACGGCAUCAAAUAGUUUGACAUCCUCAUCUGUAUGUGCUAUAUAUCUGUUCGCAUAUGCAUGCUGCAGUAAUUCUUUGCAUUCUGGAAUCUGUUGUGGGUUGGAGAACUGAUUUUAGGAAUUCUCAAAUGUAUCAGUUUCUUGAAACCAUCUGCUUGUCUCUGAGAUUCGCUGAGGAUCGAGCAGUUUAAAUUCUGACGAUGCUCUUAUGUAUAGAAAUUUGAGUGGCAAGUCCUAAGUAUAUUCUUAUAGUUGCAUGACCGCAACACCAAAGAGUGAAUGCUUUGUUGAUAACUGGAU
This is a messenger RNA of Cuscuta campestris, 935 nucleotides long. The record is from the annotation of a GenBank genome assembly. NCBI's taxonomy places the organism in Eukaryota, Viridiplantae, Streptophyta, Magnoliopsida, Solanales, Convolvulaceae.